Sitophilus oryzae (rice weevil) is the source of this 1588-nucleotide messenger RNA. RefSeq lists its product as uncharacterized. NCBI's taxonomy places the organism in Eukaryota, Metazoa, Arthropoda, Insecta, Coleoptera, Curculionidae. The transcript is spliced from 3 exons. The record is from RefSeq and is a predicted model, not a curated record. The annotation marks the transcript as partial.
CUAACCCUUACGCGCUGGGCUCCAACAAAGUGAAAAUUAUCGUUUUUACGUCGUUUGUGACGCGUAAUAUUUUCGAAAUUAGCCAGUGGUCGAUAGUUUGUGUCGGUGUUUUAAGCUGACGUAGUGAAAAAAGUCGGUUACGGUCAGUGGUCGGUGCUUACAAAUAUGGUCGAAAAUUAACACUAUGCAAGAACGAGAACGACCUAAGAUUGCACCCAAACCUGCUAUAGCAUCCAAACCAAAAUAUGUUCCCCCGGUUCGAAUACAACAAAGACCAGCUUCGGCUCAACUACUGCAAUCGGGUUCACAUUCUAGAACUCACAGUGCCGGAGAAACCGUUAAACAUCCACAACAUGUUAGAAAACCUAGUACUGGAGAGAAUAAACUUUUGUACGACUCUGGAUAUUCGAUUCCACAUCCAAUCAAACGUCCUCAAGUCGAGUGUACACCCAGUAGAGUUGCAGAAUCGUCUGUUCAAAGUAUUUUGAGAAGAGGGCAGAAUGAAUCUACAGAACCCAGAAAGAUAAUUACACAAAACAUCUCGACUGAAAGCUCUAAUCUUAAAAACAUAGAAAGGCGACAUCAAAAAGACAGUUUCCUAUCACAAUCAUCUGAAAGCGAGCCUUUGUAUCCAAGAAAAGAGCAAUUAUUACAACAAAAAGAGGCUUUUAUCCAAAAAAGGAAUGCCUUACAAGAACAGCUAUGUCCAAGAAGGACUGCUGAAGAGGAGAACGUGAAACCUUCGACAAUCAGACAUCAUGAGGGUCCAGUAGAACACCUAGCUUCAUUUGUAAAUGAAAAAUAUGAUAAACUAUACAGAAAAACAUUUGAAGUUACUAGAAAACCACCUAAUUCUCCUAGCACGGUGUGUUGUAGUAUUUUAUCAAACGCUGCCACCGAGUGCUGUGGGAUAAUCAAUGUUAAUAAAAAGGAAAUGAAUGGCAGUAGUAGCAAAAUGACCAAGCUAGAUUCAGUGGACUCUACAUCUUCGGAUUCGGGAGGUUUCAAGGAUUUUGUGCAACUGCCAACCGAUGAAAACCAGUCAGUAUUUCAUCAUCAAAGGAAAAUAUCCCAGCCAGAGUUUCUUUCAGACCGAAAACUAUCCCUGGGUCAUCAAAGGAAGGCUUCUCAUCCAGAAUUCGAAUCUUCUGUCAAACCCAAGACGACCUACGUGGCAAACGCUCAAGCUCUUGCACAGUUUCUACCUCAAACCGAACAAAAAAUUCUUCAACAUCAUAAGAAAAAUGAGGAAGCGCGAACUAAACAACCCAAGCCGAUUCUGGCACAGGGCAACUUGCAACAGUCGACUAAAAAACUGGAACAGCUGUUGUCCCAAAGGUUGGAAAAGGAGAAAGUGUUGAAGAAAAGCGGUGGGAAUUGUCUGAUAGACGGAAAGGACGAGGACGUCGAGCAGAAAAUGCUAAUUCAGCGACAGCUGCACCAGAAACUACACGCUGACCUGGAACAGACCGUGAAACAGAUCCAGGUGAUCCAGAGUAUUGAAUAUCGAUUGCCGCAGAAUAGGAAAUGGACAGAGAGUAACAGAAGUCAGCCUGCAAUUGGACUGAAACACACACCCAAAUCAAGG